This is a messenger RNA of Oncorhynchus nerka (sockeye salmon), 715 nucleotides long. RefSeq names its product multiple epidermal growth factor-like domains protein 11. The annotation marks the transcript as partial. NCBI's taxonomy places the organism in Eukaryota, Metazoa, Chordata, Actinopteri, Salmoniformes, Salmonidae. Gene Ontology annotation, molecular function: scavenger receptor activity. The transcript is spliced from 4 exons. Gene Ontology annotation, biological process: heterophilic cell-cell adhesion. The record is from RefSeq and is a predicted model, not a curated record.
CCUCCAGGUUGUAGUUCAGGGUUCUUUGGUACCGACUGCUCUGAGGUGUGUCGGUGUCAGAACGGAGGGGACUGUGACCACAUCACUGGUCAGUGCUCCUGUCGGACCGGAUUCAUCGGACACAGCUGUGAACUCAAGUGUCGUCCCGGUACGUUUGGUUAUGGCUGUCAGCAGCUGUGUGUGUGUAUGAACAACGCCACCUGUGACUAUGUGACUGGAACCUGCUACUGCAGCAUCGGAUACAAAGGCAUCCGCUGUGACCAGGCUGCCCUGAUGAUGGAAGAGCUGAAUCCUUACACCAAGAUCAGCCCGGCCUUGGCAUCAGAGCACCAGUCAGUGGGCGCUGUCAUGGGCAUCAUCUUCCUCCUCCUCUUCAUCAUGACCGUGUUGGGGGUGGUGGUGUGGUGGCGGCAUCACCAGAGAGAGAAAGGAGGGCAGCACAUGCCCAGUGUGUCCUACAGCCCUGCCCUGAGGAUCAGCAGCCAGGGUUACUCCCUCUCUGACUACAUGAAGGGUUCCCUGUCCAGCACCUGUUCUCUGAACAGUGAGAACCCCUACGCCACCAUCAAUGACCCGCUGGCCGUGGCCUGCAAACACACAGAGAGCAGCUAUGUAGAGAUGAAGAGUCCUGUCCACCACGACAUGUCCUACUGCCCCUCUGCUAUAGUCACCACCACCGCCACACACACCGUCAGCAAGAACGUCUAUGACGUGG